UUGAGCCGAUACGAUUUUUGCAACACGGAUGCGUCUUGAGUGUCAAGAUGUCAACGGUGUGAUUUGCCUCGUAUUUAAGACUGAAUCUUAAACAGAGACGCAUGCGGGGUACUUUGUCAAGCCGGCUAGACCUGUUUUCUUUUGAAAGACUUGCAUGAGUCACGGGUAGUCGCAAUGCCUAUCGUGGUGUUGGGUGUCACUAUUAUGUUGUACUACGCCCCAACUAUAGAAUGUCAUACAAAACGUAGCUUGCUAAGCCGUUUUUAAUUUUGCUGUUUAUCUGUAGAUCUGCUGGAGGAAAUAACCUGUAGUGUUGUUUAUAUAUUAGCGACCAUGAGAGUAAUUUCAGUAGCCUACAAUGAAGUGUAGGCCGUACAAGAAUUAGAAAACCGUUUAGAAGUACGCAUGCUUUUAUAUUUUCGUGUACUCGUGUAUCCAGUUCACUACACCUUUCAUUGGCAUUUUGAUCAGUAAUAAUGCAAACAGAGGGGUUCAUGUAUCAUCUGGCUGACUGCACUGAAGACGGGUGACGGCAAAUCCCAGAUCUUCGCCGCUCUUUUCGUGUAUCAGAUAAAUGGACACGAUGCUGCUGGCGUCCGCCGUGGUGGUGUGGGAAUGGCUGAACGAGCACGGGCGCUGGCGGCCCUAUAGCCCGGCCGUGUCGCACCACAUCGAGGCGGUGAUUCGCAGCGACCCGCGGGGCGGCAGCGUCGUGCUAGGCCAAGUCGACACCCGCCUCUCGCCUUACAUCAUAGACCUUCAUUCCAUGCAUCAGUUCAGGCAAGACACGGGUACGCUCCGGCCGGUGCGGCGCAGCUUCUAUGACCCGACGUCGGCGCCGGGGCAGGGCUGGGUGUGGGAGUGGGAGAACGACGCGGGCUCCUGGACCGCGUACGACACGGAGGUGGGCAUCGCCAUCCAGGCGGCGCGGGACCGGCAGCAGCCCUGGCUGGACCUGGCGCCGCUCGGCUUCUGCUACCUCAUCGACUUCCAGAGCAUGACACAGAUCAACCGGCAGACGCAGCGGCGGCGGCGCAUCCAGCGGCGCUCGGACCUGGCCUACCCGCUGGUGUCGGGCCCGCUGCCCAAAUCGCAGGCCUGGGGCGCGGGGGCGGCGGGGGGCUCGGCGGGGGGGCUGCUGGGGGUGGGCGUGUCGGGGGCGAGCUCGGGCGGGAACGGCGGGACGGGCGGGGCGGUGUACCCCGGCGGGACGCUGUCCAUGUCCUCCCUCGCCCCGCUGGGUCAGCCCUGCGCCUGCCAGCAAUGCGUGCUGGUUCUGAGCGUGAAGACAGGCGCUAUGGCGCACACGCUGGGCCGCAAGCCCCCGCCCGUCAAGCCCCCCAGCCCCAAAUCCGCCCUGGGGAGCCACGCGGCCUCCUCCGCCAACUCCUACUCCCACACCCUGCCGCACCCCCCGUCCCUGUCCCGCUCCCUGUCGCCCCACAAGGGCCCCCCCAGCUUCGCCCACUCGCUGUCCCUGCUGGGCCCGGCCUCCGCCACGCUGUCGCUGUCCUCCACCCGGCCCCCUCCCCCGCCGCUGCCCCCGCUGCCGCCCCCUCCCCCCCCGCCCCCCCACCAGCACCAGCAGCAGCAGCAGCAGGCUUCGUCCUCGACCACGCCCAGCUCCGGCUCCGCCUCCUGCACCACCUCGGCCCCGCUGGUGCCCACCGCCACCCUCAUCACGACGGCCACCUCCUCGUCCUCGUCGUCCUCGCCCGCCGCUCCCGCCGUCCCGGCCCCAAGGGCCUCGGCGGCAUCAUCGGCCGCCUGCGCUGCGCCCAUCCCGCCCCGCGCCAGCCUGGCCGGGCUGAGCCGCCCCGCCCUGCACCGCAUCGCCAUGGCUCAGUCGCGUGCGCUCAUCGCCUCCGGAGUUCCCACUGUACCAGUGAAGAACCUCAAUGGCUCCAGUCCUGUUCACCCUGCCCUGGCCGGUAUUACAGGUAUCCUGAUGAGCGCUGCGGGACUCCCCGUCUGUCUGACCCGGCCCCCUAAGCUGGUACUGCAUCCGCCCCCCGUCAGCAAGAGCGACAUCAAGCCCAUCCCUGGCCUGGGACACUGCUGCCGCAAGACCACCAAGAAGCAGGCGCGCAAAGGUAAAACUCCGGAGGAGGUGGUGAAGAAGUACCUGCAGAAGGUUCGGAACCCUCCUGAGGAGGACUGCACUAUCUGCAUGGAGCCCCUGGGGGGGCCGUCGGGGUACAAGGGCCCAGGGGUGGGCAGCGUGUCGCGGGGGGAGUCGGUGGGCCGCCUGGCCACCUGCGGACACCAGUACCACCUGCAGUGCCUGGUCGCCAUGUACAACAACGGCAACAAGGACGGCAGCCUGCAGUGCCCCACCUGCAAGACCAUCUACGGGGUGAAGACGGGCAACCAGCCCCCCGGCAAGAUGGAGUACCACGUCAUCCCCCACUCUCUGCCCGGCCACCCUGACUGCAGGACCAUCCGCAUCAUCUACAACAUCCCGCCCGGCAUCCAGGGCCCAGAGCAUCCCAACCCCGGGAAACCCUUCACAGCCAGAGGGUUUCCACGACACUGCUAUCUCCCAGACAGCGAGAAAGGACGCAAGGUGCUGCGGCUGCUGCUGGUGGCCUGGGACCGCAGGCUGGUCUUCUCAGUGGGCACCUCCAGCACCACAGGCGAGUCCGACACCGUCAUCUGGAACGAGGUGCACCACAAGACCGAGUUUGGCUCCAACCUGACGGGCCACGGCUACCCGGACCCGGGACACCUGGACAACGUGCUAGAGGAGCUGAGGGCCCAGGGGAUCACCGAGGAGGACAGCCUUCAGCGUGACUGAGGGGCCUGGGGGGGCCGGGGGGGGGUGAACUGAAGGGGGGUCCCAGCGGGCAGGGGAACGGACACUUCAGCUACUGAUUUGGGAGUCAGGAUAUGGACUCUACCACUGCUGAAGGGGGAAGUGGAUUCUACCACUGAGGUAGAGAAAAGGGGACCCCCCCCAAAAAAAAAACAGAAUAAAAGAGUGAAUUUGUGUGAGAGCACACAAAUUGGGGGGUUGGGGGGGGGGGGUAGGGCAGAGGGGGUUUAGAGCUGCUACUGUUGAAGGUGAGUUGACAAUAGUUUAAACUCAGCAUCAUCUCCAGCAAAAAUGCAAGAGACUCAAGAGACUUAACACUAAGGUACUUAGCCAGCAAAACUGCACUGAGAGACAUGGUAGUACUGCAGGUACUAAACACUACAAGGAAAACGAGUUUGAAUGGGUACUAGCAUUAACACUAUCAAUACAUUAACAAUGCACUGAGAGAGAGGAGGCAGAGGCAAGACAGAGAGAGAGGGAAGAGAGAAAGAGGAGAGA
Megalops cyprinoides (Indo-Pacific tarpon) is the source of this 3313-nucleotide messenger RNA. RefSeq names its product E3 ubiquitin-protein ligase DTX4-like. Bases 575 to 2797 code for a protein of 740 amino acids. The record is from RefSeq and is a predicted model, not a curated record. Gene Ontology annotation, molecular function: ubiquitin protein ligase activity; zinc ion binding. The transcript is spliced from 9 exons. Gene Ontology annotation, cellular component: nucleoplasm. Gene Ontology annotation, biological process: protein ubiquitination; Notch signaling pathway. Lineage: Eukaryota; Metazoa; Chordata; Actinopteri; Elopiformes; Megalopidae.